CCUCGGCGACAAGACUACCGCGCUCGACACGCGCGUCUUCAACAGCACCCAGCGGCUGGACCGCAUCAAGUAGCUGUCGCCGGGCUCCGCACAUAGAGAGACUCUGGACGGUGGCUGCGUAAUGACCAUCACGACACAUGCUCCUGCGUCUGUCGCUUUCGAGGUAUAUCGGCACGGUGCUCGACCACGGCCUCGCCGUGUCGUGCAUGCUGAGCUGCGCGCUCAGUGGCUUCCCGCACACAGCGGUACCCUCCCGAUGCGCGUGCCGCCCAGCGACCCCUGAGUGGACACUGCUCCCACGGAGAGCUUUGUCCGAGCAGCGCAUGUGUUGGGGCACUUCGUCUCGACCCCGCUUCCAUCUGCGGAGGAGAAGCGUUCUGCCGAGUGCGGCAUCUAGGGGUGGCCCCGCGGCCGCGUUCUGGUACGGAGAGCGUCAGGAGGUUGCUUCUGCGGAGGAGACGGAGGAGACUGCGAGGCAAGCCCGCUCAUCCUGCAAGGACGACUCGCUGCCAGACACCUCGUGUCUGCUGGUCGCAGCGCUGAACACGAGCCUCGAGACCACCCCCGAAAUGAUGAGCGCCUUCAUCGCCAGAUUAUGAGCCAUAUGCGGAGGGCGCAGCGUGCCGGGAUAAGGCGGGUGCCACGAGCCGAGGGGGUUGACGACGAGGAGCGACGUGCCGAGACGCGCCAGGCGGCGAGGU
Molecule: messenger RNA, 701 nt
Organism: Tilletiopsis washingtonensis
Lineage: Eukaryota; Fungi; Basidiomycota; Exobasidiomycetes; Entylomatales
Exons: 3
Coding region: 138-599 (153 amino acids)
Source: RefSeq, a predicted model, not a curated record